CUUAAAUCCAGCUCAGCUAAGAAUCUUGCUUCAACCAUCUCCAUUACUCCAUAUUCUGUAGCUUCUCCUCCAUCAUGGAUUAUCAAAUUCCUACUUUUCCGAUUAUCUUGGCCUUUCUUGUUUUCUUAUUGAUGCUGCUGAGAAUAUGGGGCAAAUCAAAAAUCAAUAAGUCAAAUUCGGUUGCUCCUCCUUCUCCAUGGAAGUUACCCCUGAUAGGAAACAUUCACCAAAUGAUUGGUUCUCUGCCGCAUCGACGCCUACAUGAUUUAGCCAACAAAUAUGGACCUCUUAUGCAUCUUCAACUUGGUGAAUUGUCCACUAUUGUUGUUUCUUCUCCAGAAGUCGCCAAAGAAGUCAUGAAAACCCAUGACAUUAGUUUUGCAUCCAGACCUUAUAUUCUUGCCAUAGAUGUCCUAUUCUAUAACACUAGUAAUAUGGGGUUUUCACCAUAUGGAGAUUACUGGAGACAGAUGCGUAAAAUUUUGACCGUGGAGCUCUUAACUGGAAGAAGGGUUCAAGCUUUGCGAUCGAUCAGAGAGGAAGAGGUAUCGGAGUUUGUUAAAUCCAUUUCUUCAAAUGCAAGGUCAAAAAUCAACCUCAGCGAGAUGUUAAUUUGUUUAACAUAUGCUAUCAUUUCAAAGACGGCAUUUGGUGGGAGUUGUGAGAAGCAUGGAGCAUUUGUACCACUUCUAAGAGAAAUCGUAGAGGUUACCUCUGGUUUCGGUUUGACUGAUAUGUUCCCUUCCAUCAAGUUGUUUCAUCUUAUCAGUGAAACGAGAACUCACCUUGAGAAGCUGCAUAGCGAAGUCGAUAAGAUACUUGAGAGCCUCAUCCAUGAACGUAGAGUUAACAAGUUAAGAAUCAACUCCACUGAAGAGUUUGGUAAAGAUUUCUUGGACAUUCUCUUGAAUCUUCAGGCACAUGGAGAAUUUCAGUUUCCCUUGACAGCAGACAACAUCAAAGCACUUAUAACGGAAGUUUUCUUGGGUGGGAGUGAAACAUCAUCUACGGCUUCAGAGUGGGCAAUGUCGGAAUUGCUAAAGAAUCCAAUAGUGAUGACAAAAGCUCAAGCAGAGGUAAGACAAGUCUUUGACAAAAAAGGAUAUGUAGAUGAAGCCGGACUAGAAGAACUAGAAUUCUUGAAAUUGGUUAUCAAAGAAACUUUAAGGUUACACCCUCCUUUUCCAUUGUUACUCCCAAGAGAAUGCAGAGAAAGAUGUCAAAUUAAUGGAUAUGACAUACCGGUCAAAACCCAAAUCAUCAUUAAUGCAUGGAGUAUCGGAAGAGAUCCUAAUUAUUGGAUUGAUGCAGAGAAGUUCUAUCCCGAGAGAUUCAUCAAUAGUUCGAUAGACUACAAGGGGAAUAACUUUGAAUUUAUCCCUUUUGGUUCUGGUAGGAGAAUGUGUCCUGGUUUGUCAUCUGGAGUACUGACCGUUGAGCUUAUACUUGCAAAUUUACUCUACCAUUUUGACUGGAAGCUCCCUAAUAACAUCAAUCAAGAAGAACUAGACAUGACUGAGAUUAUUGGUUCUGCAGUUGGAAGAAAAAAUGAUCUGUAUUUAAUCCCCAUCCCUUACACUGUUACACCGGCUGUGUCAAAACAUAUAGAUUCUCACUUUUAGCUACCAUUUCCUUGUGUAAGUAUUGAUUGUUUGCUUUACUUCCAAUGGUUAAGUUUUUCUUGUACCAUUUGUCCUCAUUUCCUGGCUUGUAUCUUUCAGUAAAAAUGAAUGGGCAUUAGUCUCCUUUACUUA
Tripterygium wilfordii is the source of this 1754-nucleotide messenger RNA. Its product is annotated as cytochrome P450 71D9-like. NCBI's taxonomy places the organism in Eukaryota, Viridiplantae, Streptophyta, Magnoliopsida, Celastrales, Celastraceae. The record is from RefSeq and is a predicted model, not a curated record. The transcript has 2 exons. The coding region runs from base 75 to 1622 and encodes 515 amino acids. Gene Ontology annotation, molecular function: oxidoreductase activity, acting on paired donors, with incorporation or reduction of molecular oxygen; heme binding; iron ion binding.